GGAGCAAAACAAGUGUGUUUUACAUGAGCUGUGCUGCUGCAGUCGUGGUGGAAUCCAGUUUACCGAAAUGGCGGAGACAGCAGACAGAAUGGAGGUGUCCCAGGGAGAGAGUUCAGCAAAACCUGCAGCAGAAGACAUGACCUCCAAAGACUACUACUUUGAUUCCUAUGCACACUUUGGUAUUCAUGAGGAGAUGCUAAAGGAUGAAGUUCGUACUCUGACGUACAGAAACUCCAUGUUCCACAACAAGCAUCUCUUCAAGGAUAAGGUGGUGCUGGAUGUGGGAAGUGGAACUGGCAUCCUUUGUAUGUUUGCAGCCAAAGCUGGAGCCAAGAAAGUUAUUGGGAUUGAGUGCAGCAGUAUAUCAGACUAUGCUGUGAAGAUUGUGAAGGCCAACAAGUUGGAUCAUAUCGUUACCAUCAUUAAAGGCAAAGUGGAAGAGGUUGAGCUUCCUGUGGAAAAUGUAGACAUAAUCAUCUCUGAGUGGAUGGGCUACUGUCUCUUCUACGAAUCCAUGCUUAACACUGUCAUUUAUGCAAGAGACAAAUGGCUGAAACCUGAUGGCCUGAUUUUCCCUGACAGAGCCACACUCUAUGUCACUGCUAUUGAGGACCGACAGUACAAGGACUACAAAAUUCACUGGUGGGAGAACGUUUAUGGCUUUGAUAUGUCCUGUAUCAAGGAAGUGGCCAUUAAGGAGCCACUAGUGGAUGUUGUUGACCCCAAACAGCUCGUUAGUACUGCCUGCCUCAUUAAGGAGGUGGACAUCUACACAGUGAAGAUUGAGGACCUGUCCUUCACGUCACCUUUCUGCCUGCAGGUGAAAAGGAAUGACUACAUUCAUGCGCUGGUAACCUACUUUAACAUAGAGUUCACUCGCUGCCACAAAAGGACAGGCUUCUCUACUAGCCCAGAGUCUCCUUACACUCAUUGGAAGCAGACUGUGUUCUACCUUGAUGACUAUCUGACGGUUAAGACCGGAGAGGAGAUCUUUGGCACCAUCAACAUGAAACCCAACGUCAAGAAUAAUGUAAGCCCCCACCUGCACUUAAUAUUCUAAAAUCGCACUUAGAAU
This is a messenger RNA of Sinocyclocheilus rhinocerous, 1075 nucleotides long. RefSeq names its product protein arginine N-methyltransferase 1-like. Gene Ontology annotation, biological process: chromatin remodeling; peptidyl-arginine methylation, to asymmetrical-dimethyl arginine. The coding region runs from base 68 to 1060 and encodes 330 amino acids. NCBI's taxonomy places the organism in Eukaryota, Metazoa, Chordata, Actinopteri, Cypriniformes, Cyprinidae. Gene Ontology annotation, molecular function: protein-arginine omega-N monomethyltransferase activity; histone methyltransferase activity; protein-arginine omega-N asymmetric methyltransferase activity. Gene Ontology annotation, cellular component: nucleus. The transcript has 9 exons. The record is from RefSeq and is a predicted model, not a curated record.